AUGAAGAGUUCUUUUAGAAAGAGGGAUUGUCCAUUUUGUUAAAAAUUAAAAAGAUCAAAAAAUGUCAAACAUUUAUACGCAUAUUUAAUAAAUAGUGUAUCAUUCAUUAAAGAUUGAGAAGGCCUUGUACACUAAAUAUUCAUAAUAAAAAGUCAAAAAUUUUGAGGACUUUUUUUCAGCAAAACCAGUAAAGUGGAUCAUUGAUUUCAAAGAUAACUUACAUGUAAAGGAGAAUGAUGAAUAUUUAAAGAAGUAAUUCGAUUUAGUAAUAUGAUUAUAGUUAUUAUCCAAUUACAUAAUAAUCAAAUCAAUUUAAACAAUUAUUAGAAUAUUACAAAUAUCAUAAAGAUAUACCAAGAAUGUUUUUUGGAUUCUUAGCUGAUAUUGCUAAUUACUUUUAUGAGAAAAAAAAGUAAUAAUCCAAAUAAUAUAAUUAAUAGAAAAUAUGAAUAUAGAAGAAUCAAAAUUUAAUUAGGAAUUCCUUAUGAAUAAUCUAGUUUGAGUACAUGUAUAGUAUUUACUGUAAUAAUAGAAUAUGAAAAAUUAAAUGAAGAUGUCUAAAUGUUAAAUAGUAUAACAAAACUAAGUGAGAAAUCAGCAAAAUCCCUUUUAAAAUAAAUAAUUAAAUUCUAAAAGGAUGACGAUUAGAUUGUAAAUAGUUUUUAUUAUUAUUUUAGAAUAUUGAUGAAACAUGGCUUACUAUGUAAUAAUAAAUUUAAACCGAAAAAAAUAAUUAAAAACAAUUAACAAAACAACCAACUUAAAAUUUGAAAUUAUUAAAAUAAUUAGUCAUAAGAAACAAUUAAAUAAAUAAAGAUAAAUUUAAAUUAAAUUUACCAAUUCAUUUGAUGAAUGGAAAGAUUUUAGCUAACAUUAGAAAUUCCUAAAAAUAAUCUCCUGAACGUCCUCAUCCAACCUAAAAAUCAUCUUCAUAAUAACACAUAAAUAGUAGUUAAGAAGAAAUUGAAUUUUAAAAAUUAAUGAAAACUAAAAUAAUAAAAUUAUCUUAAGAUAAUAAAAUAAAAAUUCAAAGAAUAUUCUCGAAUAAAGUUGAUUAAAAUAAUAUAAAUAAUAAUUAAGCUAAACAUAGUAGUGCUCACUUUAUUACAAGUACUAGAAGUGUUUCAUCAGAAUAAUUAAAAACAGAAUAGAUGCGUUUAAGUUAAAUUAUUAAUACAGGUGGAAAAAAUUAAAGUUAACCUAAAUUAUUUAACUACAUUAAACCUGUUCAUAAGAAAUCUGCCUCUCAAUAAUUAUUAUAAACAGAAUACACACCAGCUAAGAGGGAUUCUAAACUAAUUAAAAUUUAUUCUAAUAAUUUUUGUAACAAAAUUAAAACUUAACCAAAAAAAACUCCAGAAAAAUUAAGGCAAUUUUAUAAAGCAAGUUCUUAAACAUCUCAAAAUAGUUCUUAAAAGAAUCUUAUGAAAAAUCUCGACAAACUUUCCUCUUUUUAACAAUUUAAAAUCAUGUUGGAGAGUCCUCAACCUAAAAAUAAAAAAAAAAUAUAAUUACAUAAUACAGAUACUAUUAGAUUAUAAACAGAAUAUAAAUAAAUAACAAAAAGACAAUCUAUUACAUUAACACAUAAUAAAAUUAAUGGCAAAAUAGUAAUGAAAAAAUAAUGA
This is a messenger RNA of Paramecium sonneborni, 1628 nucleotides long. Lineage: Eukaryota; Ciliophora; Oligohymenophorea; Peniculida; Parameciidae. The record is from the annotation of a GenBank genome assembly.